AUGUCUAGGCUGUGUAACUCACUGUUCAUCGUCUUGGUGUCAUAUGAGCAUCUUCAAGUAGUCUUUCAGUUACUUCAAGAGAAACAGUUCUACGCUAAGUUGAGCAAGUGUGAAUUCUGGUUGCCGAAAGUAACUUUUUUGGGCCAUGUGGUUUUUGCGGAGGAGAUCCAAGUGGAUCCUAAAAAUAUUGAGGUUAUAUUUAAUUGGAAACAGGCUAAGAAUGUUUUAGAGAUUUACAGUUUUCUAGGUCUUGUGGGUUAUCAUCGGAAGUUUGUUGAAGGGUUCUCGUUAAUUACAGCUUCUCUGACUAAGGGUUUACACAAGAAUGCUCUUUUUGUUUGGACUGAUGAGCAACAAUCAAGCUUUAAGAAGCUCAAAAUAGAGUAUCACUCUGAUAAGGCCAAUGUGGUAGCCGAUGCUCUUAGUCUUAGAUUGAUUCUGAGGGAAGCAUAUAGUAACCCUUAUGCUAUGCAUCCUGGUGGAAAUAAGAUGUAUCGGGAUUUUCGUGAACUAUAUUGGUGGUCGGGUUUAAAACGAGAGUGGUUGCCUUUAACACCGACUAAGAAGGAUUCUGUAUGGGUUAUCGUGGAUCGGUUGACCAAGUCUGGCCAUUUCAUUCCAGUUUGGAUAGAUUAUUCACUGCAGAAGUUGGCCAAGCUCUACAUUUCUGAGAUUGUGAGACUUCACAGGACCGAUAGUCAAUCUGAGAGGGUGAUUCAGAUACUAGAGGAUAUGCUUCGAAGUUGUGUAAUUGAUUUCCAGGGAAGUUGGGAGGAUUUUCUUCUGUUAGCUGAGUUUGACUACAAUAAUAGUUUUCAAUCUAGCAUUUAG
This is a messenger RNA of Gossypium arboreum, 831 nucleotides long. RefSeq lists its product as uncharacterized. NCBI's taxonomy places the organism in Eukaryota, Viridiplantae, Streptophyta, Magnoliopsida, Malvales, Malvaceae. Gene Ontology annotation, molecular function: nucleic acid binding. The record is from RefSeq and is a predicted model, not a curated record. Bases 1 to 831 code for a protein of 276 amino acids. The transcript is spliced from 5 exons.